AUGUCGUUCGGCGGCCAGACGCCCACCAUCGUUGUGCUGAGGGAGGGCACCGAUCAGUCACAGGGUCGCGGUCAGAUAAUAUCCAACAUCAACGCCUGUCUUGCCGUGCAGUCGACCAUCAAGAGCACCCUCGGACCCUACGGCGGCGACCUGCUGCUCGUCGAUGAGAAUGGCAGGCAGACGAUCACCAACGACGGUGCUACCGUCAUGAAGCUGCUCGACAUUGUCCACCCCGCCGCCCGCAUCCUGGUCGACAUUGCGCGCUCUCAGGACGCCGAGGUGGGCGACGGCACCACCUCCGUCGUCGUCCUGGCCGGUGAGAUACUCAAGGAGAUCAAGGACUUCGUCGACCAGGGAGUGAGCAGCCAGACCAUCAUCAAGGGCUUGCGCCGCGCCUCCCAGAUGGCCGUCAACAAGAUCAAGGAGAUCGCCGUCAACACCACCGAGGGCAACCAGCGCGAUACCCUGCUGAAGCUGGCCGCUACCGCCAUGAGCAGCAAGCUCAUCCACCGGAACGCCGAUUUCUUCACCAAGAUGGUCGUCGACGCCGUGCUCACCCUUGACCAGGACGACCUCAACGAGAAGCUCAUCGGCAUGAAGAAGAUUACUGGUGGUGCGCUGCAGGACUCUCUCUUCGUCAACGGUGUUGCCUUCAAGAAGACCUUCUCCUACGCCGGUUUCGAGCAGCAGCCCAAGUCCUUCAAGAACCCCAAGAUUGUCUGCCUGAACGUCGAGCUGGAGCUGAAGGCCGAGAAGGACAAUGCUGAGGUCCGGGUAGAGGAGGUUUCGGAAUACCAGGCUAUCGUCGACGCUGAAUGGCAGAUCAUCUUCAACAAGAUGGAGGCCCUUUACAAGACCGGUGCCAAGGUUGUGCUGAGCAAGCUGCCCAUUGGUGACCUGGCAACACAAUACUUUGCCGACCGCGACAUCUUCUGUGCUGGCCGUGUCGCCUCGGACGACAUGGAGCGCGUGUGCAAGGCUACCGGUGCGUCGAUCCAGUCGACGUGUUCUGACAUCCGGGAGGAGCACCUCGGUACUUGCGAGACCUUUGAGGAGAAGCAGAUUGGCAACGAGCGCUUCAACUUCUUUGAGGGCUGCCCUGGCGCGAAGACUUGCACGCUGGUGCUCCGUGGUGGUGCAGAGCAGUUCAUUGCUGAGGUCGAGCGCUCGCUGCACGAUGCCAUUAUGAUUGUCAAGCGCGCGAUCAAGCACCAGAGCAUUGUUGCUGGUGGUGGUGCCUGCGAGAUGGAGGUCUCGGCAUACCUGCACGCCUUUGCGGACAAGAACGUGCCGCACAAGCAGCAGGGCAUCAUCAAGGCCUUUGCCAAGGCCCUUGAGGUCAUCCCGCGCCAGCUGUGCGAUAACGCUGGUUUCGACGCUACCGACAUCCUUAACCGCCUGCGUGUCGAGCACCGCAAGGCCAACAUCUGGGCUGGUGUCGACUUCGUCAACGAAGGCAUCGCCGACAACAUGGAGCGCUUCGUCUGGGAGCCCGCUCUGGUCAAGGUCAACGCCAUCCAGGCCGCAAUUGAAGCCGCUUGCCUUAUCCUUAGCGUCGACGAGACCAUCAAGAACCAAGAAUCCCAACAGCCCCAGGCCCCCGCGCGGGGUCUGCCGCCGGGUGCCGCCCAGAGGGCGCUCCGUGGCCGUGGCAGGGGCAUGCCAAGGCGGUAA
Lasiodiplodia theobromae is the source of this 1674-nucleotide messenger RNA. RefSeq names its product Chaperone protein. Gene Ontology annotation, molecular function: ATP binding; ATP hydrolysis activity; ATP-dependent protein folding chaperone. The transcript has 5 exons. The record is from RefSeq and is a predicted model, not a curated record. Lineage: Eukaryota; Fungi; Ascomycota; Dothideomycetes; Botryosphaeriales; Botryosphaeriaceae. Bases 1 to 1674 code for a protein of 557 amino acids. Gene Ontology annotation, biological process: protein folding. Gene Ontology annotation, cellular component: chaperonin-containing T-complex.